Messenger RNA from Mustela lutreola (European mink), 4480 nucleotides. Its product is annotated as basic proline-rich protein-like. Bases 1 to 2178 code for a protein of 725 amino acids. The record is from RefSeq and is a predicted model, not a curated record. The transcript is spliced from 4 exons. Lineage: Eukaryota; Metazoa; Chordata; Mammalia; Carnivora; Mustelidae.
AUGCAAUCUAAUAUUAUCUAUCAAAACUGCCAAAAUAUUUUUAAACAAGAUCCGAGCAUUUCCGUCUCCGCUUCCGCUUCUGAUCCCUGCACUCCUCGAGUCGGACAGGCCGACCGGCCGCGAGCGGUCACUCCACGUCGACCCUUUAACCUGACAGCUGCCCCGUCUCCGAGCCCGCCGCCCUCGGGGCCUGUGCGGGCAGCUGCAGGCGGGCCGCGGCGGGGGGGGGGGGGUUGUCCUCGCGACCACCUGCUGCGAGGCCGGUGCGCGGAACCCACGCGCGCCCCCCAGCCCCACGGCCCUUCCCCGAGAGCGGAGAACACUUGGGCUCACGGGCCGGGGUCGCCUCCCGCCUCGGUCGCCCGGACCCGGCGGCUGAAGCCGCACCCCGCCUGCCAUGCGUGUGCACGCGUGAGGUCGCAGCGCUCUGCCCCGGCGGCCGCCCCCCGCGCCGGGAACCCCACGCUCGGCCCCGCGAGCACGCGUCUCCCGCUGCUCCGCGCCCGGAGCCAAGUUUCUGGCACAGCCACUUCCAAGAAACUCCUUCCGCGGCCGAAACAGAAACCGCGCUCGGCAGCGGGGGGCACCGGCGGCCGCGAUCCCGGCCGUCCGCGCCCCAUCUCCCCGGGGCGCGCGCCCCCAGCACCGCCGACUCGGCGACGACCCCCGCCGCCCUCGGGGAGCGCUCGCCCCCGCCGGCUCGGGAGCAACGGCGCGCGCCCCCGGCCCGCGGCCCCGCUCGCCCCCUUCCCGCCGCCGCGGCCCCCGACUCGCUCCGGGGAUCGCCCACACGACCAGAGGCCGCCGUCCGCUUCCGCCGCGGCCGCGCGGGGCCCGCUGCCCCGGACGCCGGCCCCGGAGCCCGCGCCGCCCGCGCCUCCGCCGCCCAAGUUGGCCCGCGAGCGCCGCGCGUCCCGGCCGAGGCGGGCCGGGGCAGGUACGUACUCGGCCGGCGGCUGCGGCGGGCUGGGCGCGCUCUCCCGCGAGGACGGCUCGGCCGCGACUCCGGAGACACGGCCCCCGGCGCUCCCUCCUCAGGCGGCUGCGGCGGCCGGGACGCCCCCGCGCCCAUCGAGGGGGGAAGGGAAGGCGGUGGGCGCGCGCUCCGGCUCCCCACCCGGCUCGGACGCGCCCGCCCGCCCGCCCGCCAGCCCCGACGGCGCUCGGCUCGGCCGCGUCCGCGGCGGCGGCGGCGGCUCCUCCGGGCUGCGGCGCGCGGGCGGUGGCGGCGGCGCCUCCCCCGCCGCGCCCGCCCUCCUCCCCGCUUCCCUGCUCCUCCCGAUUCCGCGCUUGCCACAUUCGCCGCUCCGGCUCCCGCCCACGCGCGGCCGAGUGACGCAGAAGCCGGCGUGGGCCGGCGCGGGCCGGGGGCGGGGGCGGCGGCCGCCGGGGCCCGGGCUCGGCCCCUUCCCGCCGCCCCCUCCGCGGAGCCCGGGGGGCGGCCCGUUCGCGCGGCAGCUGGGAGGAACCGAGGGCGGGGGAGCGGGGGGGCGGGGACGCCGCCUCGGGCCUGCGCUCCGGCCGCCCGCCGAGCCGCGGGGAUCUGCAGUUUGGGAAAAAAAACCCGUCCGAACGCGGGAGGCUCCCGGUGCAGCGUUCCCAAGAGCGCGGCCCGCCGCUCCGGCUGCUCGCGAGGCCGCCCCGAAGCCGAGAGCGCCCGCGGCCCUGCGCGCCCGCUCGCCCCCGCCGGAGGCCGCCGCGCCGGUGCCCCUCGGGCUGCGGUGCUGGGGCGUCCCGCGGGGGGGUGGGGGGGGUCAGCGCGGCCGCCCGGCGCGGGGUGGCAGGUGCGCAGCCGGGGACCGGCCGUGGCCGUCCCGCAGGGCCCCCGCCUCGCCCCUGUCGCCCCCGCGCCCCGGCCCUGGCGGCGGGAAGGGGGAGGGGCAGAGCGGGAGGCGACCGUCCUGGGGCGCGGCUGGGACGAGCGGGUCGCCUGCGGGCCGCCGAUUCCGCCGCUGCCACCCCCGAGAGCCGGCCUGUCCCUUUGCGGGUCCGCGCGGCCGCUUCCAGGCGAGGAGGUCCGCCCGCGCCGCAGCCCCGCGGGGCCGCGAAACAGAGUCCCCGGGCGCGCGGCGGAGUCUCAGUUCGGUCUGCAUAAACUUUUCUAACCAAAGUAUUGAAAACCUCCAUAAAUGUACUUCAGCUAUUGCCAAAAGAAAAAAAAAAGGAAAUUUGUUUUAGAAUCUACCCUGUGUUUGCACAGACGGAAAAUGGGAGAAUCCCCGGGUUUCAGCAGCCAUGUGCUCUUGCAGGACACAACUACUCAGUAAACCGCCAGCUGCUGCCAGCACAGGUACAGUCGCGUUUUAGCAUGAAAAUCCGGUUUCUAGAAGCCUUGCCCGCAGCCUGGCUGACCUCCCGGACGGGGCCCCCUUCGCGGCACGGGUGCGAGGCGCGCUCGGAGAGGGGCUCCUCCUCCCGCAUCAGCCGCGGACGGGGCCGGGCGCGGAAAGGAAAAGACCCUCUUAAAGGCUCCGCGCUUUGUUCCUCCUGGUCACAAACCUCUGGAGAGAAGGGGUAACACCGCGAUGGGAUGCAGCAUGUCCAUGAUGUGUACAGUUAACGCCUGGCCCCGUGUGAGUGAGGGGUGCCCUGCGGACUGGCCUGGCGGUGCUUCCAGUGAACAGGCAGGCUCGCUCCCUCAAGUUCAACAAUUGGAGAAAAUCUGCGGGAGGUUUGUCUUAACCCAGUUGUGGUUUUGCUCCUGUGGACCUUGUUCUGCUACAGAGACAGUUAACAGGUUGUUACAAAAUAAAGACAAUUUCUUGGAAAGAUGCAGGUUAACAAAAUUUCAAGCAAUGAAAACGGCAAAAUUCUAGUUUCUCUCUGGAAUCUUGAUGUUUUGCAAACAUUGUUGGUUGUAAAGGGCUAGAAAAAAAAUAACUUCCUUCCAUGAGUUUGUACAAUUAGUAAUUCACAAGUCAUGAAAUGAGCAAUCUUAACCUAGACUAUUGAGCCUCCCAGUAGAAUUGUUUCCAGAGUGGACAGAAACACAUUAAGUUCUCUUACUGAACCUGGAUGUUUGGCCAGUAUUGAACAAGAUGCUGAAAAGGAAACAUGUUAGGGAAGAGAUUAUUCUUCUGCCUUGUGACUAGGUACAAUAAUUUCCCCUUAUCCGUUGGGGGGGGGGGUUAUACUUUAAGGCCCCUGGUGAAUGCCUAAAGUCACAAAUAGUACCAAGUCCUAUAUAUAUAUAUAUAUUGUGUUUUUUCCUGUAACUCUCUAUGAUAAAUUUAUAAAUUAGGCACAGGAAGAGAUUAACAACAGCAAGUAAUAAUAAACUAGAACAAUUAUAACAACAUACUGUAAUAAAGUUAGGUAAAUGUCUCUCUCAAAAUAUCAUUGUGCUAUACUAACCCUUCUUGCAGUGAUGAGAUGAAGUGAGAUGAAGGACUAGGCCUGUGACGUGGUUCCAGCUCAUUAUCCGCCUGCCAAUGUUACCUCAGAAGGAGGGUCAUCUACAUCUAGACCAUGGGUUCCUGAAAGCAAGGAAAGUGAAAUCUGGGGCUACUGUAUUUCUACAGUUAAACACUGAUAUCCCUCCUUGUUUGUUUUCUGGGCACGUUUAGAUAGUAUAUCCUUCCCACAUUAAGAAUGGUAUUUUUGGCCCACUUUGCAUUGCCUUAAACACUCUCUGGUGCUGGGGGAAGUGGUGGGAGGAAGGAAAAUGAAGAAAAGAUAAAUUUUUAAGCUUUUAGGCGUCCAAUUCUCUGUCUACAGUGUCUAUAUGACAACAGUAUAAUCAGGAUGGCUCCUCACGAGCAGAACUGAGGCGUUCAUCUGUAUCUGAGACAACUCAGGGCUUGAUCCUGGGACUCCCAGAUCCUGACCCCAGCCAAAGUCAGAUGCUUAACCCACCGACUGAGCCACCCAGGCGCCCCGGGGAGAGUCGUUGUUGAAGAGAUCGCGAAUUCUCUUGCCUCUACUUACACCUGAGGACGUAGCAAGAAGAUGGCAUCUGUGAACCAGAAAGUGGCUCCUUACAAGACCCCAAAUCAUCUGCCAGUGCCAGCACCUUGAUCUUGGACUUCCAGAUAGUGAAGAAGUAAAUUGUUGUUUAAGGCACUCGUCUGAGUAUUUUUGUUAUGGCAGCCUGAAGGACUAAGACACCGGCCGCUAAUGAUUCUCAGCCAACUACACGGGGCAGGGAGUGGUGAGUAGGGAAAAUACUUCGCUCACAGCCUCUGGAGUUUAUCCAGAUCCCCUUCCCUUUGCACGCCGUAUUCUGGGCUUUCUUGUUGCUCCCAGUCCCGGGCUCAGCCUUUGUCUUCCAUCCGGCUGGCUGUGAUGACAGCAAGGCUGUGCUCACUCUUCGCCUUUCUCUAAGCUCUCUUUCCGCAGGUCUACACCCCGCAGGUCUACACUCCGCAGGCAGAGGACCCACCGGUGAGAGUGGAUUACCCUUGAGGGUGGAUGAAAGAUUUGGAGAGCCUUCCUCGGAGCAGACGGGCAAGAGUUGGAAGAAGAUAGAGGGAGAGGAAGC